Molecule: messenger RNA, 2274 nt
Organism: Plutella xylostella (diamondback moth)
Lineage: Eukaryota; Metazoa; Arthropoda; Insecta; Lepidoptera; Plutellidae
Gene: Mys45A
Product: SDA1 domain containing protein Mys45A
Biological process (GO): ribosomal large subunit export from nucleus; ribosomal large subunit biogenesis
Cellular component (GO): nucleolus
Source: RefSeq, a predicted model, not a curated record
GUUAGGUUCGGAAAAAACGCAUGGAUGACGAGAAAAGUAUUUAAUUUUUAAAUAAGUGGCUAGUGAAAAGUGCUUAAAAAUGGUGCGACAUAAUAAUCAGUUGCCCAACAACUUGACGCAAUUGCAAAACUUGAUCAAGAGAGAUCCAGAUUCAUACAAAGAAGAGUUUCAGCAGCAGUAUGCGCACUUUGAGACUACGUUGGAGAUAUUUAACUUGAACCCCACACAAUAUAAUAAAAAACUUGAUGAACAGGCAAUGUUUCUUGCCCAAGUGGCUCAGUGCUAUCUAAAGGAUAUGACCGCAUUUCCCCAAAAAAUCGUGGACGUAUUGAAAACGCAUAACACAAUUUUGCACAAUGAUAUGAGAUUGGCUCUAUGCAAAUGCUUGAUUUUACUCAGAAACAAGAACUUUGUAACUCCAUUUGACUUACUGGAGCUCUUCUUCCAGUUGCUAAGGUGUCAAGACAAAAAUUUAAGAGAAUUUCUUAAGACACACAUAAUAACUGAUAUCAAGAAUAUGAAUAUGAAACACAAGGACAUGAAGUUAAAUUCUACAUUGCAAAACUUUAUGUUCUCUGUACUGAGAGAUACCAAUGCGAAGGCUGCCAAGCUAUCUGUGGAUAUUUUAAUUGAACUGUAUCAUAAGAACCUGUGGAAUGACAGUAAGACUGUAAAUAUCAUUGCUGAGGUUGGCUGCUUCUCCAAGAUAACUAAGGUCAUGGUGGCUUCUCUAAAAUUCUUCCUUGGACGAGAUGAAGCAGAGAAAGAGGAAAACUCUGACAGUGAGGAUGAGAUUGACCCACGGGAUACAAUGAUAUCCAAUAAGUUCAACAAGAAGACCAGAAAAAGGGAAAAGAUGGUUGAAAAGGUAAAGAAAAUAGCCAAGAAGAAGAAAAAGAAGGACAAAGCCCCCGCAUUCAGCUUUUCUGCCCUCCACCUCAUCAACAACCCUCAGGGUUUUGCAGAGAAACUGUUUAAGCAAGUAGAGUCAUCAAAUGAAAGAUUUGAGGUUAAACUUAUGGGAUUGGAUGUGGUGUCUAGACUUAUUGGAUUACACAGUUUGUUCCUGUUUAAUUUCUAUCCCUUUGUGGCAAGGCUUCUGUUACCCCAUCAAAGAGAAGUGACCAGAAUACUGCAGUUUGCAGCUCAGGCAUCACAUGAGCUGGUACCACCAGAAGUGAUUGAGCCAGUGAUGAAAGCUAUUGCCAAUAACUUCAUCACUGAAAGAAAUUCUACUGAUGUGAUGGCUGUUGGGCUCAAUGCAGUGAGGGAAAUAUGUGGCAGAUGCCCCCUCGCUAUAACUGAGGACUUGCUGAGAGAUUUGGUGCAAUACAAGAGCUAUAAAGAAAAAUCUGUGAUGAUGGCAGCAAGAUCCCUUAUCCAACUAUUCAGACAGACCAUGCCUGAUAUUCUACACAAAAAGGACAGAGGCAGACCAACAGAAGCAUCUGAACAACUCACUUCAAAGAAAUAUGGUGAAAUUGAUAUAAAAGACUAUAUUCCAGGGUCUGAAGCACUGUUAGAGAAAGAAGAAAUUAAAGAUACUCGAAAACAGGUGAAGGGCAAAAAAAGAAAGAACCAAAAUGAUUCUGACAGUGAUGACUGGGUGGAUGUAGGUUCAUCAGACUCAGAGGUGAAUAUAUCUGACAGUGAUGAGAGUGAGGAAGAGGAGGUAUCAGAAGAGGAAGAAGAGGAGGCAGAAGAGGGAGAUGAAGAUGAAGAAGCAGCAGAUGAGGAAAGUAAGGAGAAAGAACCGAAACCGACAGAUGAAAAUAAAGAACAAAGGAAAGUGCUGAAAGCUAAGAGAAAACUCACUAAAGAAGAAAUGGCUGAAAAAAUUAAUACUGCUAGAGAAAUAGCAAUGGAGAAAAUAUUUGAUGAUGAAGAUUUCAAAAGAAUAGAAAAAGCGCAACUAAAGAAACAUAUUACAGGAGUUAAAAGAAGUAAAGCAGUUGUUGAUGAGGACGAAGAACAGAAUGGUGAGCUGGUUGAGCUGUCUGCUAUUGAAAAUAUCCAUAAGAAGAGGAAACACGAUAAGAAUGCGCGUUUGGAAUCAGUCAUGAAAGGCAGAGAAGAGAGGGACAAGUUCGGUUACAAAGAUCGCAGGAAGAACAUCCACUGCUCUAAAACCAACAGAGAGAAAAGGAAAACCAAGAACUACCAGAUGGUGAAACACAAGGCCAAGGGCAAAAUAAAGAGGUCCUUCAAAGACAAACAAAUAGCGUUUAGAAACUAUUUGAUAAAACAAAAGAAAAUGAAAUAAAAACACUGUUG